AGGCAGUAACAGUGAGUGUGCAGCUUAGCGAGUCUCCCCACACACACACACGCACACCUACACUCACUCACACACACAUGCACACACACAUACUGCACACGACUGUGGUGGUUAGUCCGCUGCUGCAUGUGCGGUUGUAAUACCAUUUUCAGGUGGGAGGAUUUUCACAUCACGGUGAUGGUGGUGAUAACCUUGCUGCCAUCAGUGAUGGGGAAGACCACCAUGUAGAGACAGAGAGGCAGCGGAGGCAACAGCAGUAUAGCAGCAAUGGGAAGUCACACAUGGAGCGGGUCUGGACUGCAGCCGUGGUGAGCCUGAAACCAACAGGACUUGCAACCACCAUCAUUGCCCCUCUCAGGAGCUGACCACUGGGGCUGUCCAACGCUCACCUGGAUGCUCCCCACUUGUGUUUCGUCAUCCCCUCCUCUCCUCGUUCUCUGCUGCUCUUACUCUUCUUCUGUUUCUUCUUUUUGAUGGUUUUUGGUCUAUUGAUAUCUGACAGUCUCCCCUGAAACUGAUCAUCGAUUUAUCCUCUUGGAACCCCCCCCCCCCCCUUUUUAAUCCUUCUAUCUGCCUGCUUUACCUCCAAGUGGCAUUGUUUUUUCUCUUUUUUGGUUUUUGUUGUCUGCUUGAUAUCUAUUUUGGAUUUUUUUUUUUAGAUGAGACUGAGCUCAUCUCUCUCAUGUGCAAGCUUUUUAAUUGAUAUUUAAGCAAUAACAAACACUAAUCUAACUGAUUUGAGAAGCUGACAUCAUGGGGGACAUGUCCAACAGUGAUUUUUAUGCCAAGAACCAAAGAAAUGAGGACAACCAUGCGGCAGGCUUCGGCUGCUCUCUCAUGGAGCUGCGCUCGCUCAUGGAGCUGCGUGGCACAGAGGCGGUGGUCAAGCUCCAGGAGGACUACGGGGGUAUAGAGGGACUGUGCAAACGACUGAAAACCUCACCCACAGAAGGUCUUGCAGGUGCCCAAACUGACCUGGACAAGAGAAGAGAACUAUAUGGUAAAAACCUGAUACCUCCAAAGAAGCCAAAAACCUUCCUGCAACUGGUAUGGGAGGCCCUACAGGACGUCACCCUCAUCAUCCUGGAGAUCGCUGCCCUGAUCUCCCUGGGUCUCUCCUUCUACCACCCUCCUGGACAGCACGGUGGAGGAGAGUCGUGUGGCAUGGCAGCAGGUGGGGUAGAGGAUGAGGGUGAGGCGGACGCCGGCUGGAUCGAGGGCGCUGCUAUCCUGUUGUCGGUGGUGUGUGUGGUGCUGGUGACAGCCUUCAAUGACUGGUCGAAGGAAAAGCAGUUCCGUGGUCUGCAAAGCCGCAUUGAACAGGAGCAGAAAUUCCAGGUUGUCCGCGGAAGCCAGGUCAUACAGCUGCCUGUGGCUGACAUAGUAGUGGGGGAUAUCGCACAGAUCAAAUAUGGUGAUCUGCUUCCUGCUGAUGGAGUGUUGAUCCAGGGCAAUGACUUGAAGAUUGAUGAGUCAUCACUGACCGGGGAGUCUGAUCACGUCAGGAAAUCUGCAGACAAGGACCCCAUGCUGUUGUCUGGGACCCAUGUGAUGGAGGGGUCAGGGCGCAUGGUGGUUACUGCUGUUGGUGUCAACUCUCAGACUGGAAUCAUCUUCACCCUACUGGGGGCCGGCACAGAGGAAGAAGAGAAGAAAGAAAAGAAAGGAGGGGCAGUGGAAGACGGACACCAGAACACAGACUGCUCCCAUCCCCCUAUCCACCCCAUCGCAACUAUAGCCACGGAUGGGGCUGCAGGCAUUAAUGCCCCUGGCAGUGCCAGCCUAAUUAAUGGUAAAAUGCAAGAUGGCAAUAUGGAGAGCAACCAGAUUAAAGUAAAGAAGCAGGAUGGAGCAGCUGCCAUGGAGAUGCAACCUCUAAAGAGUGCUGAAGGUGGAGAGGCUGAUGAGAAAGAGAGGAAGAAGGUGUCCGUUCCAAAGAAAGAGAAGUCUGUGCUGCAAGGGAAGCUGACUAAGCUGGCUGUCCAGAUUGGCAAAGCAGGUUUGGUAAUGUCGGCCAUCACUGUCAUCAUCCUGGUCCUGUACUUUGCUGUUGACAACUUUGUGAUGCAGAAGCGCCCUUGGUUGCCAGAGUGCACUCCUAUCUACAUCCAGUACUUUGUGAAGUUCUUCAUCAUCGGUGUGACCGUGUUGGUGGUGGCUGUGCCGGAGGGGCUGCCGCUGGCUGUCACCAUCUCCCUGGCCUACUCUGUUAAGAAAAUGAUGAAAGACAACAACCUGGUUCGUCACCUGGAUGCAUGUGAAACGAUGGGCAACGCUACAGCCAUCUGCUCUGACAAGACAGGCACGCUGACCACCAACCGCAUGACGGCUGUGCAGUGUUACGUUGGAGAUGUGCACUACAAAGAAAUUCCAGAUCCCGGAGCUCUUCCACCCAAAUCACUGGACUUACUGGUCAAUGCCAUCUCCAUCAACAGCGCCUAUACCACCAAGAUACUGCCCCCAGACAAGGAAGGCGGUCUGCCGAAGCAAGUGGGCAACAAGACAGAGUGUGGCCUGCUGGGAUUGGUCUUGGACCUGAAGAGGGAUUACCAACCAAUAAGAAACCAGAUUCCAGAAGAGAAGCUCUACAAAGUCUACACCUUCAACUCUGUCAGGAAGUCCAUGAGCACUGUCAUCAAAUUGUCUGAUGGGAACUUCCGCAUGUACAGCAAGGGAGCUUCUGAGAUUGUGCUUAAAAAAUGCAGCCAUAUCCUGAACGAGGUGGGUGAGCCAAGGGUUUUCCGCCCACGGGACAAGGACGAGAUGGUGAAGAAGGUGAUUGAGCCCAUGGCGUGUGACGGCCUAAGAACCAUCUGUGUGGCAUACCGUGACUUCACCGGGGAUCCUGAGCCCAACUGGGAAGAUGAGAACAGCAUCCUCAAUGACCUCACAGCCAUCUGUGUUGUUGGGAUUGAGGACCCUGUCAGGCCAGAGGUGCCUGAUGCUAUCCAGAAGUGCCAGCGUGCUGGCAUCACAGUGCGCAUGGUGACAGGAGACAACAUAAACACAGCCAGGGCCAUAGCCAUCAAAUGUGGUAUCAUCCACCCAGGAGAGGACUUCCUCUGCAUCGAUGGCAAAGAGUUCAACCGGAGGAUCCGUAAUGAGAAGGGAGAGGUGGAGCAGGAGCGUAUUGACAAGGUUUGGCCCAAACUCAGAGUUCUGGCCAGGUCUUCCCCAACUGACAAACACACACUCGUCAAAGGAAUUAUUGACAGUACUAUGGUAGACCAAAGGCAGGUGGUGGCUGUGACAGGAGAUGGCACGAACGAUGGCCCUGCACUAAAGAAAGCUGAUGUUGGCUUCGCCAUGGGUAUUGCUGGUACAGAUGUGGCCAAGGAGGCGUCCGAUAUCAUCCUGACUGAUGAUAACUUCAGCAGCAUUGUCAAGGCAGUAAUGUGGGGCCGGAACGUCUACGACAGCAUCUCUAAGUUUCUUCAGUUCCAGCUUACUGUCAAUGUUGUGGCCGUCAUAGUGGCUUUCACUGGUGCCUGCAUUACACAGGACUCUCCCUUGAAGGCAGUGCAGAUGUUGUGGGUGAACCUGAUCAUGGAUACUUUUGCAUCACUGGCUCUGGCAACAGAACCCCCCACAGAGUCUCUGCUGAGGAGGAAGCCAUAUGGUCGCAACAAGCCUCUCAUCUCCAGCACCAUGACAAAGAACAUCCUCGGACAUGGAGUCUAUCAGCUCAUCAUCAUCUUCACGCUGCUCUUUGUUGGCGAGCAGAUCUUUGAUAUUGACAGCGGCCGUAAUGCCCCACUCCACGCUCCCCCAUCUGAACACUACACCAUCAUCUUCAACACCUUCGUCAUGAUGCAGCUCUUUAAUGAGAUAAAUGCCCGUAAAAUCCACGGAGAGAGGAAUGUCUUCGAUGGCAUCUUCAGGAACCCCAUCUUCUGCUCUAUUGUUUUUGGUACUUUUGCUGUGCAGAUUGUGAUUGUGCAGUUUGGAGGGAAGCCAUUCAGCUGUCAACCGCUGGACCUGGAAAAGUGGAUGUGGUGCGUUUUCCUCGGGCUGGGAGAGCUUGUCUGGGGACAGGUCAUAGCCACCAUACCCAAUAGCAGGUUGCGCUUCCUGCGGCGGGCAGGCCAGUUAACUCAGAAAGAUGAGUUGCCAGAGGAGGAUGUAAAUGAAGAAAAUGAGGAGAUCGACCAUGCAGAGAGAGAGCUGAGGAGAGGACAGAUCCUCUGGUUCAGAGGGCUCAACCGCAUUCAGACUCAGAUCCGCGUUGUGAAUGCAUUCCGUAGCUCCCUCUAUGAAGGCCUGGAAAAACCAGACUCCAGAUCAUCCAUCCACAACUUCAUGACACACCCUGAAUUUAGGAUAGAAGACUCCACCCCCAGCAUCCCCCUCAUCGAUGACACAGACGAUGAUUCUGCUCGGAGGAGGGGGAAGUUCUCCAGCCAGCCUUCGUCGCCCAACAAGAAUAACAACGCCAUUGACAGUGGCAUCAAUCUCACCAUCGACACCAGUAAAUCAGCUGCUUCCUCCAGCCCUGCCAGCCCUCUUCACAGCUUGGAGACCAGCCUCUAACCUUGAUCCUAACCUCAGCUCUCGACCUCUAUUGUCAUUUCCUAGUUAUCUGGGGGGGCACUACCUCCAGUUCCUCCAGACCUUUAACUGCAACCUUACACCUUGUCACCCGCAGAAUUUCACCCUGUCCUGCUCAGUACUCAUCUUCCAGCCCCCCUUCCCCCAUUUACCACCUACACAGGACACAUCCUGUGGCAAAAUCCAUCUUCACCCUUUAUCCUUGAGCUCUUAAAGCUCCCCUCUCAUCUCGAAAUGGAGAAAAUCUAAAGUAAAUAUGGCAAGGUGAAAAGAAAACUCGACAUGCAAUCAAAAAAGCGCAACAAAGCCACAAAACCUACACAGCCAUCCUGCUUUUGUGGUUGUAUGUGUACGGUGGCUGCGGUGGGUGGUGGUGUGUAUGACUAUAUGCGUGCUAGCAUGUAGUGUAAUAGUGUGCCGCCGACUGCACAUAUGAAUGAACUGUGUCUUUGGUGACACUGGGAGGAGGACGAUGAGAAGGGAGACACUGCUGAGGAGUGAAAAAUCACAAAACAGGACAGACUCUAAACUCCCCUUACGCUCCCUCUCCUCAACAAUAACGUUGUCAAUACUGAUAAUAGUUUAAAUUAAAUUGAAAAACAUUGUUAUUAUUCUGAUUCUCAUUCUGAUUAUUAUUGUUAUUAUUAUUGUUGCUCCUGCAUGAAUGUACAUUACCCAAGUUUUAUUUAAAAGGGUUUUAAUUUUAUUGGAGUUCUUUUGUUGUGAUGGCUAGGCCUCGCGGCGGACUGCUAUUUUACAGACAGCUUCUCUGAGAUCCUGGCCUGCGAAGUUCCCUCUUCUGUGUGGCAUGAACAUGUACCUGACUGUAAAAAUUUAUUUCAUCCAUAAACAGAAAUGUGUAACGAGGUGGUAGGGCUCAACUUGCACAGUAGUUUUGCACCUGUCAGAAAAGAGGAACGCAAAAUAAAAUUGAUGAUGAUAGCAUUUAUGGGAUAUAUUCUAUAAAUAUGAAUACAUAUAAAUAUAUUUAGAGAGAGUUUAUCUUUGUUUGUCGGCAUGUUGCCUUGUUCCUGCUUCAAUGGCUCAAAAUACUUUGACUUAUUUAUGUCUUAAAGAGAAUGUAAUUUGUUUACAACCUCGUAGAGAUAAACUUCCUGGUUUCUAGAAGGAGAGAAGCAAAGCUGGAGCUCAGAAGGACCAGAGCUGUGUUGGUGUGUUAUUACUGAAAAAAACAUGUGUUGGAAUUUGCCUGCUAUCUUUUCAAAUAUUGUAGAUAUUUUUAGAGGAUUGACAAACAAAAAGAAACCAAAAUAUAAUGGGAUAUGUAGUAAAUGUGGAAUCUUAGUAUUACACUAUACGAUUGUUGGGAUCGAGUUGGAGUGGCUUGCCUUUUCUAAACAGAGGCCUCCUUUUUGUGACAGAGGGGGAAUAUUUAAUUUUUUUUCACUACUUCUUCUCUUUUUUAUUGUGUUUUAUUUUCUGUGCUUCAGCGCUGGCCUGGGGUCAGGGCUCGAGUCAAAGGCUGAUAAUCAGGACCUUUACAGUGAACUGUCUACUAGAUAAACCUGCUUGUUCAAAGGAUUUAAUGUUUUUAAAAUAUGUGUGACCAUCAGAAAGGCUUCAGUCGAGUCAUAUUAGAAAUCUGCAAAGUCAUAUUUGGCUUAUCUGUGCCGCACGGAAAUCAGACAUUUUUUUUUGUUUGUUUGUUUUGGUUCAAAAUUUGCAAUAUAUCGUGUUGUUUAUUUUUUAUUUAAUCUGAUUUAAUUUUAGUCUAAAGGAAUUUCCUUUUCCUCUAGCAGAGGGACACAUGCAGCCCCACCAAGCUGUUGGCAUUUUUAACAUCUAAAAAAAAAUGAAAAAAAAUGACAAAAAGAAAAAAAAAGCAAAUUACAACAAAGAUGGAAUGUUGCUUUGACUCUUUUUCUAUAUAUAAAAAAAGACGUUCCUUUUCUGCACUAUCUGGUAAUGAAUGAAAACUUCUGUGGUGUAAUUCUAGAUGUGCUUUUGUGUGUUUUAACCGAGCUUGUCUUCCUGCCGUCACAGAAUAUACAGUACUCUAGCAUCUCAACUGUACUCACUAGUUGUAAACUAUUUAUUGUGCUUUGACCAAUCAGACAUUACCAGAGAGAAGUUACAUACAGAAUGCACAUUUACCCUGUCUUAUUGCACUCAGAAGGACAAGGCCACCUAACUAGCCUGUACUAUUGUUAUUUCUAUUACUAACUGAAGUCAUUGGCAAGCAUGACAUGAUAGGCUCAGUAUGCAACUUGAAAAAAUUGACGGUUUUUCUACUUUUAAAAAAAAAUCCUAUACACUACUACAAUAUAUACAAUCAUUUAUCCGAGCAUCUUUUUUUCUUUUUUAUAUCCUCCUCCUCCUCUGUCGUUUCCCAGUCAAUCUGUCCAUCUGGAGAGGGUGCACAAGCUUUACCAGUCAGCUCAGGCGUGUUGAAAAACUAACAUGGACCAUUUGAAUAAAAUCUAUCUUAUUUAAGUUGAAAACAAUGGUCUGGAUUCUGAUAUUCUGCUCAGAAGCUGUUGAUUUAUUUUGUUUCCUUUCCAAAGUUUUCACUUGACAAUUUAUUUAUUUGUCUGUAAAAAAUUCUAAACAAUAAACAAACAGCGUUUUCAAUAACAAAAAAGACUUAAGCCAACAUUCUCAAAUCACUUUUACAUCCAGGAGGACAUUCAGCUUUAAGAGGAUGCAAAGACCACAAGUAUGAAAAGAAUCUUUGUAAAUACAGCAAUGAGUCCACUGAGGACAGAAACUCCAUGCGGACUGGUGUGAAAACAGGAACUCUUUCUGACUACAUCCACCAUUAUGCACCACAACGAGUCAUACUGCCGACGCAGCUGUUUGGCUGUAUGUAAUCAAUCACUGCUCCUGUCAGAAACACUCCAAAACAUCGUGAUUACGUCAAAAUGAUAACACGUGUUGUAACAACCAAUAAUUAUGUUGACGAUGACACUGACAAUGAUGAUGAUGAUGACGAUGAUGAUGCUGAUGAUAAUGAUAUCAAUGAUACUUCUUGCAAUAUACUCUCACCUGCCUCGAUGUACUGUAUUUAGCAGCAUGCAGUUUGUGGAACAAAGAAAAAGAGAAAUGCCAACAGAUAACUUUUUGGCAUACUUAGCCAUUUAUGGGUAAGUGAUUUAAGUGUUCAUCUUGUUUUUAUGAUAUUUUUUUUAUCUAUACAAUAAUUGUAAAUAAAGAACUCAAUGUCUUUGUUCAUUUAAUACUAUGCAAAAAGUCAUGCUUUUCUGAUUGUUACCCACCCUUAAUCCUAGAGUGUGUUGCUGGAAUGUUUGUGGUUUCAAAAGUCAGUGAAAACAUGUGAUGUAAAUUAUUUUCUAGCUUGAGGAAAAAGUUAAAUGAUGAUGAAAAUUAUUAUUAUGAUACCCAGAGGAGGAGUACAAUAAUAAUGGUGGUGGCAGUAAUGAUGAUGAUGAUGAUGAUGAUGAUGAACUGUGACUCUUGCUGCUUGACUGUCCCAUUUACCACACUCCUGACAGGAGCGCAAGUGAAAAACAUAAUAAAAACAAAAAAAUGAAAAAUCACUAAAUAAAUCUCCCAGAGCAGCAUGACCCAGCAUGGUGUGUCCUGGCCCCGUGUGACAUGUCCUGUUCUGAUUCGUUGUGCUUUACUUACCAGUGUCCACUUUG
Scatophagus argus is the source of this 8171-nucleotide messenger RNA. RefSeq names its product ATPase plasma membrane Ca2+ transporting 2 (gene atp2b2). Bases 754 to 4530 code for a protein of 1258 amino acids. Gene Ontology annotation, molecular function: P-type calcium transporter activity; PDZ domain binding; ATP binding. The transcript has 23 exons. Gene Ontology annotation, cellular component: intracellular membrane-bounded organelle; postsynaptic density membrane. Lineage: Eukaryota; Metazoa; Chordata; Actinopteri; Scatophagidae. The record is from RefSeq and is a predicted model, not a curated record. Gene Ontology annotation, biological process: regulation of cytosolic calcium ion concentration; calcium ion transmembrane transport.